AUUGCAGGAAAAAAUAAUAAAGAAAGGCAGAGGUUAGACGUUGUGCACAUGUUAAGUACUUUCAGACUGUUUCAGAAUGAAUCCUUGCGUAAUCCCGAAAUUAUCCGAAGAUUACGAUGGAGAUGAACGCAAAUUGAGCAUGCACAAACGUUUCGUCCAACAAGCGCGCACCUGCGAGUCAGAAAUUUUAUUCAUUGGUGAUUCUAUCAUCGAACAAUUACAGUUUUCUACUUUAUGGCUUGAAAAAAUCAGCGCUUUGCAUUGCAUCAAUUUCGGGAUAGGUGGCGAUAGGGUUGAGAACGUGUUAUGGCGGAUCCAAAAUGGCGAACUCGAUUUUAACGUCAAGUUAAAAGCGGUGGUACUUUUUGUUGGUACUAAUAACACGGAUUGUACGCCGCAUGAGAUUUUCGAAGGGAUUUUGGAGAUUGUUAAAGAGAUAAAGCAGAGAUUGGGCAAUGUUUUUGUUAUUUUACCGACUUUGUUACCUCGAGGGCAGUACCCUAACCCGUACCGUGAGCGAAACGAACAUGUUAAUACAUUCCUCAUUGAUAAAUUCUGUAAUGAGGCAAAUGCAGAUGAACACACUCAGAAUGUUCAUGUCGUUGAAAUUCAUCACAAUAUUGUACAAAAUGACCAAACAAUCUCGCAUCACAUCAUGCACGAUUAUCUGCAUUUGACCAAUUCGGGCUAUUUGAAGGUUUUUGGACCCGUUUAUGAUAAACUUUGUACUCUUUUGAAUAAAUAAUUUUGAUUUA
Molecule: messenger RNA, 755 nt
Organism: Tribolium castaneum (red flour beetle)
Lineage: Eukaryota; Metazoa; Arthropoda; Insecta; Coleoptera; Tenebrionidae
Product: platelet-activating factor acetylhydrolase IB subunit beta homolog
Exons: 4
Coding region: 77-745 (222 amino acids)
Source: RefSeq, a predicted model, not a curated record